This is a messenger RNA of Suillus fuscotomentosus, 444 nucleotides long. RefSeq lists its product as uncharacterized. Bases 1 to 444 code for a protein of 147 amino acids. The record is from RefSeq and is a predicted model, not a curated record. Lineage: Eukaryota; Fungi; Basidiomycota; Agaricomycetes; Boletales; Suillaceae. The transcript is spliced from 4 exons.
AUGCGUCCGCGUCAGACAUUGAAUGUCUGCCCUGAUAUCGAUACUUGUACUACCGACUACUUUACCCCCUCCGGUGGUGGUCCAACCCGUUAUGAUACCAAGUCAUCUCAAAUGGUCUGGUUUAUGAUAGUCAGAAUAUCGGUAAUAAUGUUGGUUUAUCUCUCUUUCGAUCCUCUACUAAUGGCAUCGGAUGUUCAAGAGCACUUUUUAGUACCACAAUUGGAUCUGCUACUAUUCAGUUUACCAGACGUUCUUCAUGAACCAGGCCAGCUACGCCGAGGCGUACUGCAGAACCAACUGGGUAAGACUUCCCUCGCUAACGUCGUUGAAUGUGCCGCAUUGAGCUACCAUUUCACACAGAAUGUUCAUGGAGGCAAUUGCGUCCCUCCUGAUUCAGACCUGGUUUGUCCAGUGAGUGCUUGGCAUUACCAGCAGCUCGCCUGA